Molecule: messenger RNA, 1392 nt
Organism: Acaulospora morrowiae
Lineage: Eukaryota; Fungi; Glomeromycota; Glomeromycetes; Diversisporales; Acaulosporaceae
Source: the annotation of a GenBank genome assembly
AUGGGCGAAUCUCCUCAUUCAAUUCCAACAUUCAAUUCAUUGAGCACAUCUUCAACAUCUUCAAAUUCAUCGCUUUUGAAUCAAGCUCCUAUAAGCACAAGCCUACCGUCUUUCUCUUCUUCGGUCUCUACUUAUGUAGGUCCAGUUGCUCAAUCAAAUGGAUCCACUUCAAAUGCUCAAACAUCAAUGGAAGGCAAUGGAACCUUUCCAUUAUCUCCAUCAUCCCAACAACGUCAGAUGACCCAAGCUUCGCAAAUUUUCUCUCCUCAUCGUACUCCUCUUUCGUUAUCAGGACGAAGUGUACUUGCCUCUCCAAACCCUUCUGUUGCUUCUAUCAUGAAUACUGCUCCUCCGACUUCAUUAAUACCGCCAAUUCCACACAUGGAACGAUCAAACUCCACUUCUACUCUCUACUCUACCUCAUCUGGACCCCUGCAUGAGAAAUCGAUGUCCACUGGUUCAAUUGCAACGAAUUCGAGUUCUAACAUGCCACCAUAUAAACAUGAUAUUCUAAAAGAUCCGGAAAGAUAUGAACAUGAUAAAUGGAGCACGAUAGUUGUGAAAGUUUUACCCCUAUUCAAUGGUGAAGGAUUAAAAGCAUGUAUUGAGGAUUUGAACGAAUUGGUAAGAAAUUGCAUAAAGGAUCGUUCACAAAAAUCAUUAUACGAUGAUAUAAAUUCCCUGUUGUUAAAUGGGAUGUCAACGUUAAACGGAAAACUACGAGGAGUUCCUGAUGAAAAGCUUGUUUCACGCCUGGUCGAAUUAUGGUCCUUUUACCUUGGAACAGUGAUACCUUAUUUUGAAGGUGUUUUCCUUCCAUUGCAAGUGCAAACGACGGCACAGCAUCGCGAUCAUAUGAGCGUUAGGCGUCUAGUGUUGAUGAGUUUUAGAGAUCAUGUAAUAUUACCAAUGGGAGACCGAGUAGAAGAUGCAUUUAACAAGCUCUUCCACGAUUUUGAUUCGGGAAUUCCUGUGACCGAUACUGCAGCUCGCAUGUUGCAAAUGUCUUAUAUUUUAUCAUCGAUUCUUUCUGAUGAUGACAAGCAAAAGGAUAUGGAUAGAAUUUUAGGAAAAUUAAAAAAUAACUGGAAGUUGUUUAUGAGGCGUAGAGAUCGAAGAGGUUUUGUAGGCAUGUCGCCUUCAAACUCCAACUCAUCAACUAUGCAACAAACGACGGAGAUAACCACUCCCCUGAUGGAAAUUAAUAGCAACUUUUCUACUACACCAACUACAAUUUCAAAUUCUAAUUCUACGAUGAACGGAAUUUCGGCGACAAUGAGUCCUGUUGAUCCUCCACCAAUUAAAUCAGACAUUUGUAUACAUAUAAUAAUAGACUUUUUACUCAAAAUAUCAUUACCAGAAAUGACUAGCAUUGAGAUUUGCGAAUGCUGA